Penicillium bovifimosum is the source of this 1158-nucleotide messenger RNA. RefSeq names its product endoplasmic reticulum-Golgi intermediate compartment family protein. Lineage: Eukaryota; Fungi; Ascomycota; Eurotiomycetes; Eurotiales; Aspergillaceae. Gene Ontology annotation, biological process: retrograde vesicle-mediated transport, Golgi to endoplasmic reticulum; endoplasmic reticulum to Golgi vesicle-mediated transport. The record is from RefSeq and is a predicted model, not a curated record. Bases 1 to 1158 code for a protein of 385 amino acids. The transcript is spliced from 3 exons. Gene Ontology annotation, cellular component: endoplasmic reticulum membrane; COPII-coated ER to Golgi transport vesicle; endoplasmic reticulum.
AUGAACUCCAAGCUCGACGACGACGCCUUUGGCGAGUCCAGUCUAGCUGGCCUAAAGACCUUCGAUGCCUUCCCCAAAACAAAACCCUCCUACACAACCCCAACCCGAACAGGCGGCCAAUGGACCGUCCUAAUCCUCCUAAUCAGCAGCCUAUUCAGCUACAGCGAACUCCGAACCUGGCUACGGGGCAGUGAAAACUACCACUUCACAGUCGAAAAAGGCAUCUCCCACACCCUCCAACUAAACCUCGACAUGGUAAUCCACAUGCCCUGCGACCACCUCCGAAUAAACAUCCAAGACGCAGCGGGCGACCGCAUCCUCGCCGACGAAAUGCUCUCUCACGACGACACGAACUGGUCGCUCUGGUUGGCGAAGCGCAGUUCUGCACACGAGUACCAGACGCUCGACCAUGAAGACGAUGAAAGACUGGCGGAGCAGGAGGCGGAUGUGCAUGUUGGACAUGUUCUUGGUGAGACACGGGGUGGACCGCGGAAGAGGUUUGCGAAGCCGCCGAAGAUGCGCUGGGGGGAUAAGGUUGAUGCUUGUCGCAUUUGGGGCAGUUUGGAGGGGAAUAAGGUCCAGGGCGAUUUUCAUGUUACCGCCCGUGGUCAUGGGUAUAGGGAGAAUGCGCCGCAUCUUGAUCAUGGAGCCUUCGACUUCUCACACAUGAUAACUGAACUCUCCUUCGGCCCUCACUACCCAUCCCUGCUCAACCCGCUAGACAGGACAAUCGCCGAAACAACAGACCACUACUACAAAUACCAGUACUUCCUCUCCGUCGUGCCAACACUGUACUCUCGCGGCAAGAACGCGCUCGAAACAUACACGCGCUCACUGGCGUCGACGGCUGCGCGCUAUACGCGCAAUACGGUCUUUACGAAUCAGUAUGCGGUGACCAGUCAGUCUGGAGCGAUUCCGGAGUCGCCGAUGGUUGUCCCCGGGAUUUUCUUCAAGUAUAAUAUCGAGCCGAUUAUGUUGUUGGUUAGUGAGGAAAGAGCCGGGUUUUUGUCGCUGCUUAUUAGGGUUAUUAAUACUAUUUCGGGGGUGUUGGUUACUGGGGGUUGGGUUUAUCAGAUUGUUACUUGGGUGGGUGGGUUUUGGGGGAGGAGGAGGAGGGUUAGUGAGGGUUAUUUGACGGGGAAGAGUUCUUUGGAUUGA